Molecule: messenger RNA, 642 nt
Organism: Homalodisca vitripennis (glassy-winged sharpshooter)
Lineage: Eukaryota; Metazoa; Arthropoda; Insecta; Hemiptera; Cicadellidae
Product: alpha- and gamma-adaptin-binding protein p34-like
Exons: 2
Coding region: 50-373 (107 amino acids)
Source: RefSeq, a predicted model, not a curated record
UACUGUAAGUCUGAUCUAUGUGUUCACAGAAAGGAAGGAACCAACUUCCAUGUCGGCUCUGCUGCAUGGUGGAGGUGCUGGCAGCCAGUUAGACGAGGGUGGAGUCUCUGACCAGUUGAAUCUGGAUACUCUGUCCCUUGACCUAGCCGAGGGCAACAUAGAGGACAGGCUGGCUGAACUACUUGGUUGUGGAGAUUCAGAGACAGACUUCUUCCAGUUGUUCGGAGAGCUUCAGACUAUGAAGGAGCGGGUGUCAUCAUUGCCAAGCGACCAGCGCAAAGCAUGCGCGGAGCAAGUGGUGUUGGCAUUUUGGCGUACUAUUGGCGGGGAGGUGGACGAAGUGGACUUGACAGACCAGCAGCCGCCUGCAUGAUUCACACGUACAAUCAUGGAUGUCUCACUAGAAAAAUUAACAAUGUUAAUGUAAUGUUAACUAUUUCAAACUUUUUUAAACUAUUGGUUAUUUUAUUGGGUUUGUAGACUGUUGAACCCUGUAAUAUCGGAUUAACCAGAAGUAAAAUGUAAACAAUUGUUUAUUAUGUGUGAAUCACAGGAUAUUUGUGAUUAUUAAAUAUCCGCUAUUGUGAUUAAAAACAAAACUGUAAUAGAGUAAAUAGAUUACCAGUAUUAUUGGAGUUAUUA